Messenger RNA from Spirometra erinaceieuropaei, 9780 nucleotides. NCBI's taxonomy places the organism in Eukaryota, Metazoa, Platyhelminthes, Cestoda, Diphyllobothriidea, Diphyllobothriidae. The record is from the annotation of a GenBank genome assembly.
AUGAAGAACUUAGUGGAUAAUUUUGUCUGCAAGAUAAACGGCGGAACCUCUCAUUCACAGACAAUUUAUUGGAAUGGUAGGUGUCGGCGCACCAGUUUGCCCACACAACACCUGUUUUUACUUUCGUAUGCUAUUAAAUGACGAAAACAGAGCCAAUAGCAAGGUGUAAGGAACGAGAAUGGGGCUGGUUAGAGCAAUGACGAUUGGUUUUGAGAUUAUAUUCACAAUCGGCUUGAUCAGCAACAUAUGAAUCCGGGUUCAUCAUCUACAUCGCUAAUUAAGGCUGCUGUGUGUUAAUAAAUGUGACUGAGUUUCCGUAAUUUAGGAAAUACUAUUUAAACCAAUCGACUUGCGCAGAUCGUUGGGUGAGGACUGAGGAUGAUAGCAGAACGAACUGGUUCAUGGGAAUCAGUUUAAAGGCCUGACAUUUUGCGGUGGCCGGAUCGUAUGGGAUACCAAGUGGUCCCUUUUUCAGGAAAAAUGAUUGAAAUGGCCUGCAUGUUAGUUUGAUUGCCCUGAUUGGUGCCUAAGCACUUUUGUUAUGCCACCCGUGUGCUGCAAUGACUAUCAUCCUAACGGUUAAGCGUGAGUCUAGAUCUGAUCUAAUUGCAGAUUAUUUUUGUUGUCUGCAGUGCGCACUGGCUUUGUUAUUGGAAGUCGAUGACAUUCCAAAAAUGCAGCAAUAGGUUAAAUUCAUUCUUCUAUCAAAGGUCUGUUUUGGGGCACAUCGUCUUAGGUAGUGCCUGGGUAGGGCGAUGUACGGGAUGGAUGUAUCGCAGGGAUCUGGUGUACUGGCUGUUCUAUAGUGGAGCAACUACAACUUAGUCUCUCUUGAAAAAUGACUGGAAUAAAACAAGACAUUUUGGGGUCCUACACAGUGCAAGGAUCAAUUUGUGACUGGUAGUUUGAUUGUGGCACACAGCUGGGUAAAAAUAAAUUAAUUGGCCGAAAAGGGUUGUACAACACCAACGUUUCUUAAAAAAGUGUCAGUGGCAGAAUGAGAUGUUUGUUUUUUCGACAAACAACUUCGCUCUUAAUAUUAAAAAGCCCCGUUCUUCAAGGUGCGCCUACCGCAUUCGAUCGGUUAUUUUCUCAUGUUUAACCGUCAAGUUAGAAUACGCCUUUGUCAAAAACAAAAACAAUUUAGAGAACUUCGGGAAAAAGAACUGAUUAAAUGCUCCAUUUUUCUGUGGAUAAUUUGAAACAAAUAGGAGCGGCUGAAUGGUGUAAAUCAGGAGUUCGGGCUAGGUAUUUAACUUUGAUAUAUUCCGGUGCAAAUUUGUUUCUGCGCGUUAUCAACCAAAUGUGGACCGCACAUCUUAAGAUCACUGCAAAGCGUCACGCUAGAAAAGGUAAUUAUGGCAUAUUGGGUGAAAAAAAACAUUAAAUCCACAUUUAUCUACUACAACUGCAUGGUCUUGUACUGCAAUCGCCAGAUUUUAAAUCAUUAAAACACAUUUUGUGUAAGUAAGGCAAAGUAACUGUGGCAUUUUCUGUUUAUUUUUUAAUGAGAAGUAGACAGCGAUUUGUGCCAGUUAAAUGAGGAGGACGUCGCAGAACCAUUUUCUAACCAUCUGCAUCCAACCGGUCAGUAAUCAGUUUUUCACAACUAGCUUCCAAUAUAAAUCGUCACUCUCUAAACGAAUCAGGUCCAUAUUAUUGCUACAUGUCUCUUCUCUAGGCUCUUCCAAUGCGGAAACUGCUGACUACCACGAUUUGGGUGAGCCGCUAAGUGUUGCAUUAUGAAAAGGCAGACGUAAUGCUAAUUCCACUCCAAAACCAUAUCAUUUACCUCGUUCAUGACUAUUAAUGAUCAGUACUAUGCAUUAUUUACUACGACACGGGAAGACGCUUUUACUCGUGAGUCCUUAAAACAUGAGUCAAACAGUUCAUCUUCAUAGCGCACAAGUUGUUGUAGAUCGGCUUUAUAAAUUUCGGAUGCUAAACGCCGAAGAAUGCAAUCCUCUGGCGAUAAAAAGUCACCGAAAUCGUAUCCGUUCCACAAACAGGAAUACAGUGUUAACUUUCGCCUCCCAUACUUGAAGAUCACUGCGCAGUGCACGGCUAGUAGGCGUCCUUAUUAUGCGUAAUUAUAGAAAAGCCUUUAUCGUAAUAGUCCGUUUAAUUAUUUUGUCAGAACUAGACAUUGGCGCGAGCUCGUUGGACAAGGAAGAAGGUGUCGAAAAAUUCCCCGACAAUUUGCAUCACACGCGUAAGUAGUUUAUUUUUUGUAAUGUUUCAAGAUAAGUCGUCUUUCUGAAAAUGUGGGUCUGGUUUAAGAUCAAAUAUUCCCUUUCCAGGUGCUUUUAAUUUGGAAACAGCCGAGGGCCACGAUGCAGGUGAGCCACCAAGGGUUAAAUUAACAAAUGACUUAAAUAAAUACAGUAGCUGGCUUCUUGAUGAAAUGUCCCUUGUAUUUUUCAAAUGGUACGUAGAUAAGAAAAAACUAUAUAGGUGAAAAUUCACUAUUGAUUAAAAUGCGAAAUAAUCUGAAGUUAUUUUAGUCACUUUAAGAUGACGGCAUUCGAGUAAGAUAUUGCGGCCGCCUGCAAAUACCGUACGCGGUUACAUAGUUUCUUAUACAGAAUGGAUUUUUCACGUAAACCUUUGACGACAUUAUAAAUUUCGCCAUGUUCUCAGUAGAAAACUUUGUCAUAUACAAUGAUUGUCUUUAGGGGAACCCAUUUUCCGUUUGGAAAUCAUAUUAAGUCGCAGAAUAAUCUUAGGCUUGACUUGAAUUUGCACUUUCCGACUAUGUUUUUCAGUCCCCGGUUAUUAAGGCGAUACCACGUGGAGUUUGCAAACUGUCCGGUGUUAGCAGGCUGUGCUGUGUACUUUUUCAGCAGCAAUCAAUAAUGCACAGUUAAAAGGCUAUUCGUUUGAACAUUUAGGGUUUCGAAAUUUAUAGUGACAUACUUUUAAAAAGCCAUAAAUUUUCAUUUCCUUAAGCAUAAUGUUUUAUGAAGUCCGGUUUUGUAACAAUACAUAUUCGGUAGAGGGUAUUUCUGUGCGUAUUUUCUUUAGAAAAUGUUUGAAUUUACGAUAACAAUAAAAAAGUAUUUUAAGUAUGCAAAGUCCAUGGGGGCCAUUUUAUGGAUUAUGGGUUUCGUAAGUAGCCCAUUAAAGUGACAUCAUCCUGCUGUGGUUAAAAUAUCAUGAGAUUAUGCCAAAUGUUAAUUCGUAUUGCGUCCUCGCCUAAGUAACUCUUUCUAAUCGGCGACAAACUCCUUAUCCUCAAACUGCAAACUUUCUACAAAAACUCACGUAUCCCAUUAAGCUACUAAGAAGGCAAGAUUUAAAUUUGAUAAAACAUUACAAUGCGGGUAAACUAUAUUAUAUACUUUAAAUGAAGCAUUAACAAACGUAUAGGUACGAUGCUCUUUAGAUACAAACUUAAGGGUUUUUAAGCCAAAAUUUAACAUUUUCUCGAGAUUAGAAUUUUAAUGCAACCUAAUUCGCCUUAAACCUGUUAAAUAUUGGGUAGCUUUGUACGGGUUUUCUGUAAAACUGUCUGAAUUUAUAAAAAAAUAUUUGGACCUAUUUGGGAAAAGGCAUACCAAAAAAUGAUCGUUUUGUGGCGUGCCGAUCUUUAAGCGACCGAGAAGCGUCUCGUUUCAAAGUCGUCACCCUGUUGUGACCGAAGUAUAUUGGGAUUGUGCGCUGUGAAAAUUACUAUUGCGAUCCCACUUAAGUAUUCUUGUCUAAUCAAAGAUACUUCAGAACUUCGUUUAACAUUCCAUGAGAUAUGCGGCUACUAUGAAUUCUCAGCACCAGUGUUUGACCUCUAAUUGCCUCAAAUGUGAAUCCAUCUCGUAAGUGCUCGAAUUUUCGUCCACUGGCAACACACAACGACACGGCCAUUAAAGAUACAUUGACAUAUCGGACAUAAAUACAAUGUUCGUUUUCCCAUUCUUGCAUUGUAGAAAAUUCUACCGGACAUCAUUGCAAUUGGCGUCUAAUUAGACGGGUCAGUAGUCUAAAUACUAAAUUAUUUUGUGUUAUUUCUGCACUUCUUAAAACAUUUUUGUCUAAAACGUCGCCUUAACUCCACCAAAUGCCAGGCUUUGACUGCCCGUUUUAUGAACAAUAGUUAUCGAAAUGUGGGAGUAUUUCGUUUCUAAUAAGAAACUCCAAUAGUUAGUAUAUACACUUAAGCUUUCUUUACCGAAAAAAUAACAUUUUCACAUUUUUUCUAAAAGAAACAUACGAUGACGGAGUACUAUGGUCCCUGUGACAAUAUGAGGAAUAUGACAGGUAGUACAUCAACGCUUCUCGUUUGCCGCCUUAAUGAAUGCGUAUUCAGUAUAAACCUAUUUACCUAUUCGGAAAUAAAAUUAUGUUUUUUAUGAUACACCAGUUUUAAUUAAUGAAACACUUCCCUAUAGAUUUUGUUUAAAGAAAUGGUAUUCCAACGACAAAAAUUUUCCCUAAUGUUCACCACCUACUGAAUUUUGCAAACCCAACCUUUAGAAGUACAUAUGGGGGUUUAUUAGAAUCUUAUGUCCAAUUUUUAGAAUUUGAUCUGCCAAUGCCCGGUACGCAUUAUGAAUUUGUAAUGAUGUGCCAAGAAUUGUCGUUAUCCUUUGCAAAUUAAUUAACUGUUGUUGGUCAAACAGGUUGCGUAUUUUGUUCCAUCGAUAAGGAGGCGAAACAAAAAUUAUUAAUUCCUUUUUUGUAAUCAUAGGCUGCCUUUUUCCGUACCGAAUUGAGAUAAUGUCAUAGAUACCCUUUCGAUAUCUAAAAAAUGUCAUUUUACAAUUGCCUGGAAUAGUUUUUUAAUGAAAAUUCCUAUUUAUUUUAGAAUCAGCCAUCGCAAUGUCUGAAGGUGAAACUUAAAUUUUAUUUACUUUAUUCCGCGUGAUACUUUUGCUAACGCUAGGACCUCUCUUUACCCAAAUGUCCAAACGUCUAUUCUUCCGCUUGUUAUCCAUCCAGGGUAUUCGGAUUACCUGAUAUGCUUUAGAUAGGACCAGAAUACGGACAAGCAUUAUUCCCAGUAAGAGGAGAGCUCAGCACAUAUUCUGCACUUGUACAGUAACCACCUCCAGAGAGGACUUCAUUCAGGCAAAACUCUCUUACAACCGCAGUAAAUGACGUGAAUGGGUAGUAUUCGUAUUGCUGAAACUUUUGCAAUCCCAAACAUUAUAAGGCCUGAACCUGAGAGUGUAUAGCCCAGGCAGGCCGCUGUAUGGCAAAGCGGGCACGUUAAAAUAGUCGCAAAAGGACUGCAUGGUCGACUAAAUUGGGUCUUGGGAUUUGAGAAUCGCUCGCAGAUAACCUGCGAUAUUGCAACCAAUUGCAAUGCUUAUGUCUCCAAAUAUGUCUGUAUAGCUUUCCAAUUUUCUGUUUAACAUCCAUUCAUUGCAUUAUAUUCCGAUUAAAUAGUAUUCUGACUUUUUUUAUAAAGUCCACGAAAUGGUUUCAUGAACCUGGAUUAUACUGAGUUUCCAAAUGCCGUUUUAGAUCGUUUUAUCUACCAUGAUUUUGACAAAAUCAGAACUCGGCAGUAUGCAAUACUCUACUGGAUCAUCGACACAAGUAACUACAAGAUUUCAAAUGUGAGUUUAAAUGAAAAUCAUUGAGGGGUACUUAGGCAAAAUCAACUUCCAACUGCUAGACCAUCAAAAACACGGCUCCUCACAUACUUUUCUCCUAUUUUUACACGCUUCCUGAAUAAACAGAUUCCUGACUGGGUGGGAAAAUUAAGACUCCUUGAAUUAAGGCAAACAACCGACGUUUAAAAUGGAAUGCCAGCUACUCGUUGAAUGUCCGACCAUGGUGCAUUUUCGUUGAUUAUCAGUAGGGAGGCAUUGAGGCAGAAAGAGUUAAUAAGAUAUUGGGCUGUUUAUAGGAUGGGAUGUUGGACUGCAUAUGUGACAACGAAAUUGUCUCACAAAUAUCAUUAUGAAGGUUAUUUCUAUCACGCUUUUGCAACCCAUUUAGUUCUACUGUGAAGAUGAUCAGGGCAUCCUUUGCUCUCUGAAUGACAGCGAAAACAAAUGCCGUAAGUCCGUAUCAAGAGCAAUAACUUUCAGUUUAUUAUUGAACCGAAAUGUCUUACAAUUUCUUUCAAAUGGUUCACAAAAAAAAUCACCCGAAUAAGUAUAGCGUUAAACAAACUUAGCCUGCCGAAACACGAUAUGCGUAAACCGUUAUUCUAAUAAUGUCCUUUAAAAUUAAAACGAACUUAUAAUUUUUUUGCGCCUAAACGCAGUCCAUAUAUCGAAAGCAUCAGCGAAAUAGCUAAAGUUAUUUGUAUUCGCAUACAGUAAGACAAAUGCUCCUUACAGUUCACCAUUGCAAUUAUUAACACUACAAAUAUCAACCUAAUUACAGAAGCCCAUUGAGGCGUAAAUUAACGCUUCAACAGCAGGGAUGUAUUCGUAUUUUCUAGGCAAAAUGAGCACGUCCACAGCCUUGCAAACUCUCAUUUGUCUAUUUAUAUACUGUUCUCUUAAAGAUCUCCAAAGUUUUGACGACGUCGCCAUCUACACACACAAAUUGGAACAUACUGCAGAAAAAUUGGAAUCUUUACAGUGUGUUCUCAACGACAAAUACAAAAGCAGGAAAUCGGUCAUUUGGGAUGGUAAGCGGUUCCCAUUUCUCUUAUGAAUUACAAUGUUUCGGACAUAGUCUACUGAUCAGAUUGAUUAUCCGAAGGCUUUGUGUAUUCGUCAAUCUCAGCAAUCGAACAGAUGUCAUAUGCCUCCGAUGAAAGUAAUGCAAGCAUCCAUGUUCAGUGAUUGACUAAAACACAUUGUGACAAGACCUAUCUGAGCUAAAUAAAAACCUCCAAACGACCAUUUGCAGAAAUGCGCUUCUGCAUGGAACUGGGUAACUAGGAAUAUUAUUGUUUCAACGCCGACAUGGUUUUGGCAAUCAGAAUCAAUGUCGGGCACUAAAAUGAGAAAGUCUUUGCGUUAUCUAAGACGGAAGAUUUUUAAAUGACGCAGAUUUACAGAGAGCUGAAGGCAGUACCAGCUCUAUCUUCUCUUAUCUGUGCCCACAGUGCAGCAGAAUACUGUGUGCAACAAAUGAACCUCGUUGUUGCACCUCGAGUUAGCCGGUAAACAUUUCCACUUAGUUUUAGUUGACUCAGUCCUAAGCCCGCCAUCACAGGUCAUUAUUUAAACCCUCCUGUAUUGAUCGUCGCGUUGUCAUCGCCCCCCCCCUCUUAGUACCAAAUGUCUUGAAUUGAAAUAUGUCACGUGCACCAUCUUAGCGUGCUUGUCUGAUUAGUUAACACAACUUAAGACGACGCGCUCCGAAGUCAGCAUUCUAAAACCAUAAUGCCAACUCUUGAGACAGCAUGCUUGUGAGACUUGACAAAUUAUAUUAUUAGAAUAGCAACCCAGCAGACGCAUGGCCUGGAAAAAAUAUGAACUGACGCCUGCCGGUAUUGCUGUUAAAAGCCUUUCCAUCUUAUCUGUCCAUAAAACGUUAAUCCAUGAAGUGCCUAUGACGAUGUGGUAGAGGUUGGCGGUUUACGUCCGUUCCGGGACACAUGUUUUCUGAUUACCGUGAAUUCAGCAUUUCGCAAAAAGUAUUAAGAAAACAAUUACAAGAUGUUUCAUUAGCGUGGCCUUUCGUGUUUGUGCACUAUGAUUAUAACUGUCUUUCAAGAAGAUCUUUCAUACUCCAGUAACCCUGUUUUGCGAGUCAAAAAUGAGGUAAUUUUUCGUUCCCGUUACUCGUUCGAUUUAAACAGCCUUACUUCAUCGUUUGACGAUUGUACUUAAAUGAUCAAAAAUAACAGUCAUUCCCAUGGCUGGAUUACCAUAAGAAUUUCAGAGCAAUUUGAUAGACAGUUGUUUUAGGUACCAGGUAAUGUUGUUCCGACGUAUUUCACAAUUCAUUCGACAAACCCAUAUGGCAUUUGAGUUAGAUUUCAUUGAAGUUGUAGAUAACGAGUCGAAAAUGUGGUAAUUCAAAUUACUCACAGUCGAUGAACCGUUUCGGGUGAGAAAUUCAACAAACAUUCGAUGGCAAUCAGAGCGGUCUUUACCAGGGCAGCAAAUACGCAUGGGAGCAGGUUAAUUUCCCGUCACUCGUUAAUCUCAGAUACUAACGAUCUGAAAUUUUUGGGUUUAUCCGAAAUUAUAAACGACAUGAAAUACGUAUCAUCACGAAAAGGCGAUAUUUUUGAUUUUCCUAUUUCUUCUUCCGACUUGAAUCGUUUGGUGGUUGAACAAAGUCUGCAAGUCCAAGUAUAAAUUAUGAAAAAUACGUAAUCCCCUUCGUACUGAGUAAAGGAGAUAGUAUUUUUAUGCAUGUUCUUUAUGAAAUAUGUCCGAAUAUACGAGAGCACCGAGAAUCGACAAAGGUCGUGCUUUUAAAAUAAACAUUUUUCACGAAGUAAAGUAUUUUCAGGCGGUCUAGACGAAGUUCUUUCGAACGUUCCCAUCAUGAAGUAACUGCAUUAUUUUAAGAUUGUACUGCAUGGUGAUUAAUAUUAAAGCCCUACUUAAGUCAUCUAUCCGAGUCGAAUCUAUAUUUAACCUUUCGGCUAAUAUUUUAUAAAUUAACACAUCUACUGUAUAUUUGACCUGCGAGACCUUUGAGCAUAAGGCGAUAUUGUUUGAUUUUCCUCCAUAUAUUUCUUAUUAAAAUUGAUUAGCAAUCAAAAGUUUGCAGGAUUGAGGGGAAUUAAGUAGUCUUCUAAGUACAUUUUGUGGUUUUUACUUACCGUUCCUUAGUGCCAGUGGAUCGAAAAUAUGGGGUAUUACCACCUUGUCUGAGAAUAUUUCGAUAUUAUAAACAUAUUUGUACAAGGUUUUGUUCCGUAGCCCCACCUUAUUGAUACCAUAUGGUUAGCUUGUUUAAACAAUGUUCGUUAACGUACCUAACUUAGCUAUUCGUUGGACUAUGAAGGGAAAGAGGGCGUCUGCAAAGCUCGAAGCACACACAGGAAAGCGGGUGAACGUGGCGUGUACACAUUCCCCUCUUCCGACACAGCCACUCGCUGGAUUAAUAGGGUAAGGAAGGCGCAAUCACAAGAGAAAAGCCACCGAGGGAACCGCGUGUUAAUUCGCAAUGCAUGGCCACUCUAGUGGAACUGACAGAGUUCCAUCCCGUUCGAACAAUGCCAUUAGCAAGCCUACUUAGCCACUACCUGGAUUAAGAUAAUAAAGAAGGCGCAGGCUGGGCUUAAGGCUCUGACAGAGAAGCGCAUAUGACUGAUUAACUGAUGUAAAGGAGGAUGGCGUAUAAGCGAACCACCCUUUGUGGCAAAGUUACUUGUAAGCUUAAAAUGGUAAGGAGGGCGCAAACACGCGAUAUUUGUAAGGUAAGCAUACUCGCAUAUACUAAAAUUUUUUGGAAAGCUAACCACACGGUAUCAAUAAAGUGCAGCUACGGAGCCAAGCCUCGCCCAUAUUUGUGCUUUAAAUGAGCAUUAUGUCAAUUAUGCAGUCCUUUUCCCAUUCUGUUUUAUCCAUGAGGCACGAUAUUUUAUAGUAUAUUUGGGCAUAUACGACUUUUGUUUUAGGUUGCUUUUCUUUAACGUUAACCUUGUCGUUAACAUUCAAAGUCAUAAUUAAUAGCUUGAACAUGACAAAUCUCUCGUUUUAAUCGAAUAUUGAAGUCAUAUUCGCAACAAGCAUGUAAGCUUUCCGUAAAGCAUCCUUCAUGUUUGCAAGCGACAGAUGAUACGAUGAGCCCGCACGAAUUAAGUGCUCUUACACCGUCAAUGAUACGUAUGAGUUAGGAUAACCUUUUGUUUCCCAUUCUUUUUUAGACAACUAUUUCCCUCACAGUGAAAGGACACACCGACAUCAUUGA